UAUAACAGAGAAAAAAUAUACUACCUGUCCUUUUAUAUUCUUCUUCUUGUUGAGUUUGUGUUUCAAUCUCAUAGUUAUGUUGGUCAACACCAGUGCUACAACUCCAAUCUGUUGUGAAGUCAAGGUGCACCGUUCAAUAUGCAUAGAGCUUCAAGGUUUCAUUGAUAGAAUUUUGCAUGUUAUAUUAUCCAUUGAAUCUGCAAGACCAAAUUGUGCCUUAGCAAUUCAAACACUGUGCUCUUUGCACUUCACUUUGGAUAAAGCCAAGUUAGUUAUCAAACACUGUUCUGAGUCCAGUAAACUCUACCUGGCAAUAACAUCACAGAAGAUAGUUUCAAGAUGUGAAAAGAUAAGAAUCUCUUUUGAGUUGUACUUGGAUCAGAUUCAAAAUACUGUUCCAAUUCCAUUAGCUUCUGAGAUAUGUGCAAUACUAGAGGAUCUAAGGGGCACAAAAUUUUCAUUGGAAAUUGAAGAUGAAACUAGGAAAGUUUUACUUUCACUACUCGAGAAGGAAUUUCCAGAUUCAACUUCUAAAGAGAAAGCAGAACUUGAAGCUAUUCAAGUUGCAGCUUUGAAGUUGGAUAUUAAGUCUUCAAUCUCUCUCUUAGAGGAGAAAGAAAAUCUUAAGAAGCAAAUUGAAAAAGUCAAGAAGACAAACCAAAAGGAGAAGGAGCUUCUAGAAUACCUUUUGUAUUUGUUGAUUAAAUAUGAGAAUUUUAUUUGAAUUUCAAAAUGGUAGGAAUGUGUGUGAAUCAAGUCAAAGAUUCAAUCAACCCAAAAGGUGGAAAUUUAUGAUUAUUUAUUGAUGAUUAUUAUUGUCCAUUGACCAUUAAGAUCCAUUUAAUUGGAGCAAAAAUAGUGUAAGAUGCAAGCAAUUUAAAUGAAUACAUAUAAAUCCAAAAGCACUUACUAGAAGGAGUCUCUACUAAUUUG
This is a messenger RNA of Vicia villosa (hairy vetch), 933 nucleotides long. RefSeq names its product U-box domain-containing protein 6-like. Lineage: Eukaryota; Viridiplantae; Streptophyta; Magnoliopsida; Fabales; Fabaceae. The record is from RefSeq and is a predicted model, not a curated record. The coding region runs from base 77 to 724 and encodes 215 amino acids. Gene Ontology annotation, biological process: cell surface receptor signaling pathway. The transcript is spliced from 4 exons.